AUGUCUUCAAAAACUCUAACGGAAAACGACUUAUGCCCGACGUGUAAAACGUUGAAGAAGAAAACUUUUGGUAUAAUUCAAUGUAAUGGAUGUAAAUGUAAAUUUUGUUUACAUCAUAUUGUCACCCACAAACAAGAAAUUGUUCAAAAUCUCAACCCGAUUUUAGCUAAUUUUGCCAAAGUAAAACAAGAAUUAUUGGAUUCACAAGAUCCAUCGGAUAAGAUUAGUAAUGAUGAACAAGAUAUUUUAUUUCAAAUUGAUCAAUGGGAAGAGCAAAUGUUUAAAAAAAUCAAAGAAACAGCUGAUAGAGCACGCGAAUGCUUUAAUACAUUGAAAAAUCAAUCAAUGAAUGAUAUGAAACACAAGUUUCAAAUGAUAAAUGAAGAGUUGAAUUCUCGAAUAAACAACGAUAAUUUAUUAGAACCAGAUGUUUAUUGUCUGAAAAAUAAAGUUGAACAAUUAAAAUUGGAAAUUGAUCAAUUAUUACUCACUAGUAAAACAAAUAAUAUUCGAAUAAAUAUUAAACAAAGUGAUCAAAUUGAUUGGACAACAAUGGUUCGCGUAUACAAAAAUGUACAAUUAUGUUUUGAUCAAUUAAAAAUGACACAAAUAAAAUCGAUAUCAUAUACUAAAAAGGUUUCUGGUAUGGCAUCAUCUGAAAAUGUAUUAUUGUAUAGUGAAGGAAAUGAAAAAUUGUGUCUUGUGGAUCGGACAGGAACACAAAAACAAACAGCAAUAGAAUGGAAGUAUGGUAGUAUAAAAGAUAUAUGUUGGUCAUCAAUACUAAAUCAAUUCAUUAUUAUAACAACCAAACAAGUAUUUACUGUUGAAAUAACAACUAUGACGAUAAACAUUAUUUCACAAUUGAAACCGUUGGAUAAUCAUGAAUUUGGUACAUGUGAUUGUUCUGAGAAUAAAUUGUUAUUAGCCUAUCGAGAAGAUGGUAGUCCAUUGGAUCAAUAUCGAAUAAACGACUGGCAGUUGGAAAAACGAUGGCCACUGUUUACCUUAAAUGAUUAUGUAAAAUGUAUUCGAUUUAUGAAUGAUAAACAAGUAGCAUUAGUAAUAGUCAAAUAUGGACGAUCACAUGAUGGAUAUACACUAAAUGUUCAAAAUCUGUUUCAAAUACGUGACAGACUAACAAUGAAUAUUAUUCGAACACACGAAGAUUUCAAAGUUAUAAAUCUCAUAUGUUUAUCACAUAAUCGAUACUUAACGCUACAGAGAGAUAGUCUGCUUAUUAUUGAUGAAAAUGGAGAUAUAAAACGAAACGUGACCUACGGGAAACAAAUCAAGUAUGCAGUGGUCGUUGGAAAAGACUGUUUAGUUAUUAAAACGGAUAAUGAUCACACACUAGAAUUUUAUGAACUUUCGUCAUAA
Didymodactylos carnosus is the source of this 1380-nucleotide messenger RNA. The record is from the annotation of a GenBank genome assembly. NCBI's taxonomy places the organism in Eukaryota, Metazoa, Rotifera, Eurotatoria, Philodinida, Philodinidae.